AAUGGAAGAUUUACCAUCAGCGUGUAACCUGAUGGCAGCCACAAUGAUGACCGUAGAGAUCUCAAUGGAAGAUGUACCAUUGCUAUCAAGGGCCCUGAUGGCAGCAAUGCUGACAACUGCAGAGAACUUCUUGAGAUGUAUACCAUCGUCAUCCGAGAUCUCGAUUGCAGUAACACCAACGACCUCAGAAAUCCUGGUGACAGCUGCACUAGAGGAUAUAUCAGCAGGCGUGGUUCCAUUAGUUAAGGAGACCUUUACUCCUGCGGUGUCUUCAGCUGUAGAAAUUGGGUCCCUACAAUGACAUAAACUUUGUUGAAUCCAUCAUCGACCAUCACUGGAGGUACAGCAAAACUUCCGAGCAUCGAAGUCGCCACUGUGUAAAUUGCUUUACCAUAGCUAUUAUGUUCGCAUGCUUGGAAGAUUCGGAUACCCGAAUAUUGUACAGGGAACACUGCAUCAGUGCGUCAAAUUUAAAAAACAAUUUGUUUGCCAUAAUAACAUAAACCGAUAUGAUGAAAUCUGCACGGGACCAGUUAUGCGCAAGAAACAACCAGAUUGUAAAUUCGGUAGCCACACUUUUUCUACUGAUCUUCAAUACAUCGGCAGUAGUUGCAUCAGCCCAGAGUACGUGUCCAGAUUCGUGCAGUUGCUCCGAACAACACGUGGACUGCUCCGAGAGAACCCUCAGCAGCAUACCUUCUAUCCCGAGAAGCACAGUAACCUUCUCCUUGGCCCACAACAUCAUCUCAGAGGUCAGCUCCAUUGACUUUCCAGUGCGUCUGACGUUGCUGCACACCCUCUUGCUGAACAACAAUUCCAUCAGAGCCAUUCAGCGCAGGGCACUCGCCAACCUGCCCGGACUGCAGUCUCUCGACUUGAAAAGAAACCGUAUACGCACUAUCGAGCCCAGGACUUUCGAAGGCUCCAACAGGCUAACUCGGCUUGUACUCGACCACAACCUGAUUGACUAUGUCUACAUGGACAGUUUUUAUGGGCUUGGAAGCUUGGUAGAGCUACGACUGGAAAAUAAUCAUAUUCAGACUAUCGAUGUUGAAGCCCUUCAACAAACCCCAAAGCUUGAAAAGCUUUACCUGAACUAUAAUAAUUUCUUGAUUUUGCCAGCUUCAGGGCCUCUAUUUAAGGCACUUUCGUUGCUUACACUUGAAAUGGACAACUGCAACAUUAUGGGACUCUCACCAAAGGCAUUCGAGUAUGCUCCUAACAUAAUUUAUUUAAAGCUAAGAGGGAAUUACUUGCAGCGGGAGGAUCUGCGCUCAGUGUUACGUUUGAAAUCUCUUAAGUUCCUUCAUCUCGAGUUCAAUGCAAUCAGCUACAUACACCCUAAUGCUUUUGAUGGAAUAAACCUGGAAUGGUUAUAUUUAACUGGGAAUGAACUUUUCAUGACCAGGAACCAUUCAUUUCUGUACACAAAGUUUCUUGUCACACUGGAUAUUAGCGUAUGUGGCAUAGAAGAUAUUCACCCUGGUGCCUUCAGUAAUUUUACCAGACUUAAGGGUCUUUACAUAAAGGAUAAUCAUUUGACUACAUUCUCUAUCGAUUCUGAUCUCGAAAGCUUAGCAUCUCUCGAUCUAUCGCAUAAUAAACUAAUGUAUCUAGAACCUGUCAUGUUCUUACAUUUACCAAAUCUCAUGUUCCUUGAUAUAGGUUUUAACUUCAUCAAUGCGAUAGAUCCAGAGACAUUUUCAGCAAAUAAAAAGCUCUCAUAUCUCAGCUUGCAGAGCAAUCAAUUGACGCUACCAGAAAGUGGUUUCUUGUUCAGUUCUCCAUCUUUAAUAUCACUGGAUCUUAGUUCCUGUGGCACUGGGGAAAUUUCUACUAGUGCUUUUAUUAACAUGGCUAACCUUAAGGAACUAAAACUUUGCCACAAUGCUCUGGAAACAGUAGACUUUUCGGGAUCACUGGGAAAUCUCACAAGUUUAGAUAUUUCUAAAAACCGGAUCGUGAGACUCCAUGGUGAACAUUUCUUGGGAAUGAACUCUUUAGUUUACAUUAAUGUAUCUGAGAACCCGAUCGAUUGUGACAGUUUCCGAGAGAUGUGGUUUUGGUGUUCUCCAACACCUGUAAAAAUUGAAGCACAAUGCACUUUUUCGCACGAUACAAAAACAGAUUCGUUCACUGAAAAAUGCAAAGAAACUCAGCGGAAGAAACAAAUAAACGAAACAACUAAACAACAUGUAAUAUCUGAAAAACCAAAGCUUGUUCUUUCUAUGAGGGGCCUAGAGGCUAACCCUGACAUAGUGAAGGUAGAUAGAAGAAAACAAAAGCCAGCUCUGAAUACUUCUAUGAGAGUAUUACAACCAAAUGCAGAUGUUGAAAUAGUAAAUGAGAUGAACAAUGAUACUUUAGACAGCUACAUCCAGUUAAAUGACAGCUCCUCAUACAAUGUGUCCUCGGUUACUCUAAAGUCAAAAGAGAACAUGAGCAUUUGGUGGAUAUUGGUGUACGUCUCUAUCGGCUCUGUAGCAUUUCUAUUGCUCGUCUUUGUGACAACCUUAUCCCUCGACUGCUACAUUUUCCGUCGGAGAAAGGCUGCAUUGCAGCACUCCACAUCCGUAAAGUGGACCUCCAGCAGGAUGCAGUCAUCGCUGGACCCGUCUCUUAGGCCGCUACAAGGUAAUUUCCGGCGUCCGCAUUCAACCAGCAGGCCCAAGAGGUCACGACAGAGAGACUCCAUUACAUCCAUGUCGCGGUCUAGCGGUGAGCACCCACGCUACAUCUCAGCGACAGGCAAGGAGGCUGAGGAAGCGGUGGAGCCUACCACGUACCGUCCACACGAACUGUGGUCACGGCAGUUCCGCGACUCUCCACAUGCCUCGGUUAGUGACACGGGCAGUCCCCAGCACUUGAGUUCUAUGCAGAGCCCCUCUGCGCCCGGCCACCUGGCCGCCAGCUCCUGGUCGAGGCCAGCCCGAUAACCUGCUCACAACACAGACCUUAGUGAGAAACACAGGCACUCCCCACGACUUGGGACAUGUGCAAAGCUCCUUUGUACACGACUACCCGACCACCAACUCCUUGUCGAGGCACGCCCGGUAGACACUCUCUACACAUGCCUCAGGGAGAAACACAAGAACUCCUCAGAAAUUAAAAACAAUGCAGAUCCCCUCUGUCAAGGCAAGAAUGGUAGCUACUCGUUUCUCACACUUCAGUUAUUAAAUAUGCAGUCAUCAGCAAUUGGAAAACGUACUGAGCCCUUCUGAGCCAGUCUACCCUGCCUUCAUUUCCUCGUCAAGACUAAUACGGUAGCAAUUCUGACCACAGACUUCAGUGAUUAAGAAGUGCAGAACUCAGCAGUUGGACACAGUGCAAAACUCUUCUUGGGCAGUCUACCCUGCCACCAUUUCCUCGUCAAGGCUAACACGGUAACCAUUCUCACCACAGACAUCAGUGAUUAACAAGUGCAGACAACAGCAGUUGGACACAGUGCAAAGCCCCUCAAAGUCCUGCUUCUCGUCUGCCAGUUCCUCCUCGAGGCUUGUAUGGUUAUCCAUACUCUGUUUUUAGUUACGUGGUCAGAAAAUACAAUUUAUUUAUCGUUUACUGUCAAUUAUGUUUGUUUGACAACAAACAAGUUUGGCUGAGUGACAAUGUAUCAUUAAUAUAAAUGCUAAUUAAUACUUAUUAACUUAUGUUGAAGUUGAUAAAACAUAUUCGCUAUUUUAAAUGGUAUGUAAUUUAGAGUGUCUAAGUAUCAUCAGCAAUACAGUAGUUACGCAUGUUUUUUUAUGUUAAUUUAUACACCGAUUCCAAAAAAAAUUAAUAAAAUUUAUAACUAUCGUUUCAAGAAUUUUAUUAAUUAAAGAAAUUUGUGAAGUAAGUCUUUUAUGAUUAUUGAUAUUUUUAUAGCCUAGAUAUAAAUAUUUUUAUUUCAAAACUUAUUUCAAAAAAAUCAUGAAUUAAUAUUAAUGAACCAGAGCAAAGGAAUUCGUACCUGACAAAGACGUUCAGGAAGAUCAUCAGUUUUUCUAAAGAACUCCUUAUCUGAGUCUAAGAGACUUUCUGAAAUGUCUACGGUAUGCAUUGGAUAUUUUUUUUUAUAAAUGUAAUAUCAGUUUUAUUAAAUUUUAGAAAAAUAUA
Bacillus rossius redtenbacheri is the source of this 4098-nucleotide messenger RNA. RefSeq names its product leucine-rich repeats and immunoglobulin-like domains protein 1. Lineage: Eukaryota; Metazoa; Arthropoda; Insecta; Phasmatodea; Bacillidae. Gene Ontology annotation, molecular function: protein binding. The record is from RefSeq and is a predicted model, not a curated record. The transcript is spliced from 2 exons. Gene Ontology annotation, cellular component: extracellular matrix. The coding region runs from base 510 to 2936 and encodes 808 amino acids.